Molecule: messenger RNA, 709 nt
Organism: Poecile atricapillus (Black-capped chickadee)
Lineage: Eukaryota; Metazoa; Chordata; Aves; Passeriformes; Paridae
Product: EKC/KEOPS complex subunit TPRKB-like
Exons: 4
Coding region: 148-675 (175 amino acids)
Biological process (GO): tRNA threonylcarbamoyladenosine modification; telomere maintenance via recombination
Cellular component (GO): EKC/KEOPS complex; nucleus; cytosol
Source: RefSeq, a predicted model, not a curated record
AAAGCUCGGGGAUUCCUGUGGAAAGCGCGGGGAUUCCUGUGGGAAGCCCCCGGCCUGAGUGGCCCCGUGUUGUUAGCGCCGUGUUUUCCACGGGACUUGCGGCGCCUCCGUGCCGCCGAUACUCUGGGGCCGCCGGGCGCUGCCGGGAUGGAGCGAACGCACCGGCUGGAGCUGUUCCCUGACCGCAGCGUCACGCUGCUCCUCUUCCAGCACGUGAAAAAUGCCGCUGCUCUGCGGAAAAAAGCCAUGGAAGGAUCCAUUGACGGAGCACUGAUAAACCCUGCGAUGAUUGUAGAUCCUUUUCAGAUUCUUGUGGCAGCCAACAAAGCAGUGCAUCUACAGAAGAUAGGUAAAAUGAAGACCAGAACACUCUAUGCAGAAAUUAUUUUCAGCCUUUCACCAAGCAACAAUAUUUCAGAUGCAUUUAAAAAGUUCGGCAUUUCGGACAGCGACACGGCAGUACUCAUUGUGCUGGUCAUGGAAGGAGACAAGACUGUCAAUCUGGCAGAUAUAGCAUCUCAGGUGGAAGGUCAGCAGGUUUCCCUAGAUGAACUCCCCCAGCUAACAGACACUGCCAAAGUUAAAAAGAUGUACAAAGUUACUCCACAGGAAGAAAAAAUCGGCACCUUAUUGGACAGUGUUGUUUGCAGAAUGUCAACAAAAGAUGUUUUGUGAAAAUGUGGAAAUAAAUUUCAGAGGAAGUGAGGUA